UUUGACGUGUUUGUGGGGUUAUAUAUUGAGUGGUCGAGGCAAAAAUAAAUUUAGUAGAAGACAAUCAUGGCUCGAGUUUUGGUCACAGUUUGUUGUUUCAUCGUUUUUGCCGCUCUGGCGCUUGGGGGGAAGAUAGUGGAGGAAAAGUCAAAGGCCAAAGCGACGAUUUCUGUCCAAGCCACAAACAACACACAAGUACCUUCAGUCACUUACAUUGUGAGUGCUGUGGAGUGUUUGGAAGAGGCCUACUCGAUUUACGACAAUGACGAAGACCGAGCAACCUUGUACGCAGCCCUCUUCGAGGAGAAACACAACGGAUCGUGGAACGUACUCGUCGGUUAUAGCGCCGUUUUCGUCCAUUCGGACAUCUACAUCGAGACAAUGGUUUCGGGGGAAAAAAGCAAAAAGAGUGACGAUGACUCAAACAAAUUGUUUUUCAUUUUUUCUGAUUAAUUUACAAAAAAAUUAAAUUACUUUCUUUUAAAA
Messenger RNA from Tribolium madens (black flour beetle), 486 nucleotides. RefSeq lists its product as uncharacterized. Bases 67 to 453 code for a protein of 128 amino acids. Lineage: Eukaryota; Metazoa; Arthropoda; Insecta; Coleoptera; Tenebrionidae. Gene Ontology annotation, cellular component: dynein complex. Gene Ontology annotation, biological process: microtubule-based process. The transcript has 2 exons. The record is from RefSeq and is a predicted model, not a curated record.